This is a messenger RNA of Cladophialophora psammophila CBS 110553, 1173 nucleotides long. RefSeq lists its product as uncharacterized. The record is from RefSeq and is a predicted model, not a curated record. The transcript has 2 exons. Gene Ontology annotation, biological process: secondary metabolic process. Gene Ontology annotation, molecular function: carboxy-lyase activity; hydrolase activity. The coding region runs from base 1 to 1173 and encodes 390 amino acids. Gene Ontology annotation, cellular component: cytoplasm; cytosol. Lineage: Eukaryota; Fungi; Ascomycota; Eurotiomycetes; Chaetothyriales; Herpotrichiellaceae.
AUGGGCUCCAAAAUCCCGCUCAUUACGCUCGAGGAGCAUUUCAUCUCCCAGGCUGUCCUCGACUAUUAUGCGUCCCAAGGCGUCGAGACCAUUCUCCCAGACUCCAUGUCUCAUAUCAUGACUGCUCUCCAGGAAGUCGGCCCUAAGCGCCUCAAAAUCAUGGACGCAGGCCGCGUUAGUCUUCAAGUCAUCUCUCAUCGACCGAACGCUAUCCCAGUCCCGCCAGAUGUCUGCACCAAGGCGAACAAUGAGCUAUACGAAGCCAUCAAAGCCUCACCCUCACCAGAACGCUUUGCUGCGUUCGCCAUGCUACCGACCCUUCACCCCGAAGAAGCAGCAAAGGAACUCGACCGGUGCGUCUCACAACUAGAUUUUGUGGGCAGCCUCAUCGACAACACAGCCAACGGACGCUACUACGACGAUCCCUUUUUCUGGCCCAUCUUCGCUGCCCAUGAGAAUCUCGAUGUCCCCGUUUACCUCCAUGCGAUACCACAACCAAUCACCGAGACCACGCCGUCCCCAUCAUUCCAUGGGAAUUAUUCCCCGCAGGUUUCCAACUUCCUCGCCAACCACGGAUUCCACUGGCACAGCGACGUGGCGCUGCACGUUCUACGGCUUUUCGCAAGCAAACUCUUUGACACGCAUCGACAUCUGAAACUUCUUCUGGGCCACAUGGGCGAGACGCUCCCGUUCUUGAUCGACCGAAUCCACAAACUGGUCCAGCGGACUUGGCCACACGCCUCGAAACCGAGGCGUCACCUCCUGCAAGUUUGGCACGAGAAUAUCUACGUGACGACGGCCGGGAUGUUCAGCCUGGCGCCCAUGGCUUGCCUGAUUCACAUGUGCUGUGCCGACAAGGUUCUGUAUAGCGUAGACUAUCCGUUUUGCAGUCACGAGGACGGCCUGAAGUUUAUGUACGCGUUGAGAGAAAGUGCAAUGAUCAACGCCCAGGACUUCGAAGCAAUCGCGUACAAAAACGCCGAGAGACUGCUCGACGUGAGGGUGCCGGACGACAACGAGGUGGGUAUGGAGAUCGAAGGCGACGAGGGCCAGGGCGAGGUUGACCGGCGGAGCAUGCCGUGGUUGACGAGCACGAUCAGCUCGGGCAGCCUCAACGGGGACGGGGCCGCCUUUCCGCACAGUCCGCUCGAGACGGUCAGGGAGGAGAAAUAG